Messenger RNA from Corythoichthys intestinalis (scribbled pipefish), 1537 nucleotides. Its product is annotated as coiled-coil domain-containing protein 134-like. The record is from RefSeq and is a predicted model, not a curated record. NCBI's taxonomy places the organism in Eukaryota, Metazoa, Chordata, Actinopteri, Syngnathiformes, Syngnathidae. The transcript has 8 exons. The coding region runs from base 372 to 1064 and encodes 230 amino acids.
CCGUGAGCUGUCAUUCGUUGGAGGGAGCCUGCCGGUUCGAUCGUGUCAUCGGCGGAGUGGAGCAGCCGUGAGUGCUGUCCAAAUGUAAAUGAACCAUUGCAACGCUAUACGUGUUUGUCAACCGAGAAUCGUCGUUGGCAAAAGGACUUUUCUGUCCAUCUUUUCAGUGUGCUUGAAUUGAAGAUUAGGGCGGGAAGGCGGAGAUUGAACGAGACUAUUUCGAAUCACGGGUCAACGCGGAGAUUGUCAUUGCCUGGAAGGGACUUGAGCACACUCCACUGGCCUUGGAGUUAAACACACUUUGAAUUUGGAGCAUCAGCUGAAGCAAAAUCCAUCCAGGUGACUGACUCGCCUGCUCGCUCCUACUGACCAUGUGGAGUGUAUGUGCGGCAGUCCUGGCACUGGCCUCCUUGACUGGCCUAACCUCGGGAGACACUGACUCACAGCGGCCCAGACGUGACUCAAACUUGGAAAUCUAUAAGCGUAUGUUUGAAACCAAGAGGAAAGAUCAGCUCAACGCGCUUAAGAAUCUAGUUGAACUGAAUGAUAUUAACCAGCAAUAUAAGAUCAUCGACAUCAUGCUCAAAGGCCUCUUCAAGGUCUUGGAGGACUCCAGACAAAUCCUUGUCACAGCCAACAUGCAGCCUGACGACCCAUUCCCUCUGGAUGAUAAAGUCAAAGAAGCUUAUUCCCACGUAGUGGAAAAUACAGCAUUUUUCGGCGAUGUGGCAUUGCGCUUUCCACGGAUUGUCCACCACUACUUUGACCGGAACACUGAUUGGGGAGGUCUGCUGCGCUGGGGACUGAAUUUUUGUAAUCAGACUGGAGUUUUCACUGGUGGAGCCCACCAACAUGUCCUCACGCUGAUGUCGCAGGAACUGGGAAUAACAGAGAAAUCUCCAGAUUUCAUCAACCCUUAUCGGACAGAAAGAGACGAUGUGCUCCACACGGCUGAGGCCUUCCAGAAGAUCCUGCGGGAGGAAGAGAAGAGGAGAAGGAAGGAGGAGAAGAGGAAAGAAAUUCGAAAAGGCCCUCGUAUAUCUCGCUCUCGAAGCGAGCUAUAGCAGCAUACCUCAACGAGGCUUGGUGGAAAUACAGAUGGAAAUGAAGGGAAGUACAGAAUGGACUCUGAUGACCGAGUAGGGAACAAAAGCCCUUUGUCAUAAAAAAAAUAAAAUAAAGAUGUGCAUCUUGCAACAUCAAAUGAAACAUCAAUAUGAUGUUAAAAACAAAAUGUGUGCAUUAUUAGAGAAGAGGGUUGACUUAGGGUUGGAAUUGCUCCACCCUGACUGACAGUCAUUUAUUAUUAGAAGAGAGUAAGAAGUAAGACAAGUCUCUGAAAAGUACACGUCUUAUCAUUUAUUGUUAAAUUGUGAAGGUUUGAAUAUGAGCUGUUUUGGAAUUAGGUUCGUCUACGUCAGGGUCGUCAAACUGUCGGGUUUUGUGUGGCCCGUGAAAUCAUACAGUGCCUUGCAAAAGUAUUCGGCCCCCUUGAACCUUGCAACCUUUCGCCACAUUUCAGGCUUCAAACAUAAAG